GCAUGGCUUUGGUCGUUGGAUAGUAAUCUGGUAAUGAAGCUCUCGACCUGUCUCUCUAGCUCUGCUGUCCUAGUUGUGAGGAGUCUCACCAGGGUUUUCAUAGUUUUGUCAUAGUUGUGAACGACCAUCAUGAUCAUCUACCGGUAUGCCAGCUUUCAGUGUCCUUUCGUGACUGAUCACGAUGGCGGACGAGAGUGUUUCAUUGUCUGGCAGUGAGGCGGAUGAAGUCCUUGUGACUGAAACGCAGUCACCGGGCAAGCACAGUCGUCUCCACGAGAGGGAGCAGCUCCAGGAGCUAAAUGGACGUUUAGCACUGUUCAUGGAUCGCAUUCAAUGCGUUCGCGAUCAGAAUGAUGACUUGAGAGGAGAUCUGGAGCGUGGCAAGGAAACACAUCGGCGUGAAAUGGAAACUCAUCGAUCUCUCUUUGAGCGAGAGCUGAGUGAAGCUCGCAAAUUGCUGGAUGAAACUGCCAGGGAGAAAGCUAGAUUUGAGUUAGCUGCAUCAAGAAACAGCAGCUUGGCAUCAGACGCCAAGACGAGACUGGACGACGAGGCUGAGUCUCGAUCAAAGCUGGAGCGUUUGCUUGGUGAUAGUGAGCGUGAGUUGCAGAAAAGUCGCCAGCACAUCGGAGACAUACUCAAAGAGCAGACCAAACUGGAGGAAAAGGUCAAACAGCUCUCGAGUGAUUCGGAUGCUUUCCAGGAGCAGGCGGAAUCAGCCAGAACAAACCUGGAGUCGGAAAUGGUUGCUCGCGUCAAUGCUCAGAAUAACUGCCAGUCAUUGCACGAGGAGAUUGCCUUCACACUCAGUGUUCACAAUCAGGAGAAGGAGGAUCUUCACAGUCGCCUGAUGAACCUUGAGAAGGAGUACUCGGCGCUGAAGGGCAGCUUUGAGAAGGAACUGGAGCAGCGCGUUGCUCUCUCACUGGCCAUUGGCCGUGAUGAGCAGGAGAAGGAAUCCGACCGUAUCCGUGCUGAGCUCAAUCAACUCUACAUGAGCAAAUUGAAGGACGCAACAGAUCGUCACGAUCGGGACAUUGCCUCUUUGAACAAGCUGGCUGAAAGCAACCUGGACCUAUCCAACAAGAACUAUCAGCUAAAUGAGGAGAAUGCUGCUCUCUCGGCAAAGAUUGCCCAACUGAGCAAGCAGUUGGACAACAGAGAGUACGAGAGACUACGUGACCGUGAACACUAUCGUGUUGAGAAUGAGCGAUUGCAGAAGGAACUGGAGGUACUGCAGCGUGAACUGUCCUCGAAGCUGACUGAGUUUGCUGACCUCAUGGACGUCAACAUCCGCCUUGACAAGGAAAUCUCGCGCUAUCACCGCUUACUGCAUGAGCAGGAGAAGAAGGUUGGUCUUGACGGCAGCCUGUACCUACGCUCAGCGCCCACCUCGGCCCAGAAGGCCAGCACCUAUUCCACCUCGUCGCCGUUUGGCCGUCCCCCACCACCACCAAUCAGCACCUUACCACCGCGAUGCAGCAGCGCAGAUCUACAACAGCCUCCGCCACUUCCACCGCGCCGCACGUCAGCAUCGGAGGACAGUGGCGAUGAAGCGGCGGCCAACGCCGAGACUGGAGCUCCGCUCAUGAGUGCCUCAUCGCUCGUCUCCUUUCUCACCGGUAUUGGUCGCAAGCGUCGGCGUGCUACUGGCCACACCGCUAGUGAUCCGAACAAUGAUGAAUGCGUGAGCACAGAACAUGACGGCUCUUCUGCUGGAAAACCAUCAUUGCCGCCUAUCGAGAUUGAGGUCUGCAGUCAGGGCCACUUUGUCAAGUUGAAAAGCAACUCGACCGAGGAGAUUCCUUUGGCUGGUUGGCGUUUGGAAAGACGUCUAGAAAAGAAGACACUGGUGUAUCGCUUUUCUAAGAAUGCCGUCCUCCAGUCAAACGUGCCCGUAACAGUCUGGAGCAGUGGUGCUGGACCAAUGCAGCGCACUGCCAGUGACUAUGUCUCACGUCACGUGACCAGCUGGGGCGACAACGCACAGUACCCGGUCAAUGCCAUCGAUUUCGAGUCUGUGGUGCGAGCCAGCACGGCAGGCGUUGAUGCUGCACUCAAACAGGAUGCCUCGCCAACAGCUAGUCCCAGCAAGAAACGUUGCCAAAAUCGGGCAUCUACUCCUAUGGACUCUGUGACGACGACGAGCGGCGGUGCUGAUGCUGUUGGCCUGAAUAGCUUUGCUGCGGAGAGCGCGCGAUCUGACCGGAUGUCUGUAUCGGAGGAUGAAGCAGCUAGCGCCUCUGUGGCUCAAACAGUGACGGUGGACACGGAGUCCGUGUCGGAGGAGUCCACAUCUCAUCGCCACCGCGUCACACGCUCGGCCACCAAGAACAGCAAGGGUAGCAGCAAAGUGGCGAGGCUGCGCGCCCGCAGCAAGUCACCAGGCCGACGUAUCCUGGCCAAGUCCUUGUCAACAGUCGCUGCUGCGGCCGCCGCUGCUUCCUCCAGUGUCGCCGCUGCUAGUGCAUCAGUUGAGACAGUCAGUGAGAAUGAGAGCAAUGCUGACACUCAAAGCAGCAACGAAGGAACUGUCGACGAUUCCUCUUCGGCGAAGUAUUCACAACGCAGCAGUGCUGGGAGCACCACUCUCUCCGCAGCAUUCAGCGUGCGUAGGAAGGUGCAAUCCAGCUCGUCUACAAGUAACAUAACCACUUCGUCAGUUGAUGUGAAAGGAAUCAGUACUAGCCAGUCGACGACCCAUGCUUCAGUUAGCGAAGCCGCACGGCACGUAUCCGCCUUUAGCAAUGAGGAGCUCUUUCAUGACCAGGGUGAUCCGGGCAAGGAAAACUGUGUCAUCUGUUAGUUACAACUGUGGUGACGAUGAUGCAGCAUCACUACAGCACUAGCAACGAUGGGGGUUGUGAUAGUUCUCCAGUGCGUCACCUUUCAUAUAUUUUUCAGAUGGUAUUCACUUUUUACUGCAGCUCUGCACUCAGGGAGGCAGGCGAUGCGACGGUCUUCCUUUUUUUCAUGACGGUGUUCCUUUUUUUCAUUGCCUCGCCAGCUUGCCACUGUCCUUUUUGUUCUGUCGGCCUGCUUGUGUGUUUGUGCCACCGAUCACCCCCUGAUGGUGUGCAGCAACCUUUGGUAGUUUGUGUUAGGUUGCAUUAUACACCUCUACAAACUUUGACAAGAUCUCUGCCGUUCAAGGCAAGGAUUUGUAUUUUUUGUUGGUCCUUCAUCUGCCCUGAAGUUGCCUGUUUUAUAUAUUUUCAAAUCAGAGAAAACCUGUGCUGGUUGCUUAUGGUCUGCUGUGUUUUAUCUACCCGUAUCACCGAUAUACGUUGAAGCAGAACCAGUUUUAUUUAUUUUAUUUAUUGUCCACCUGGUGGACACCAAACUGAUGUAUCUUUCUGAACAGUUUUAAACAUUCUAUUUCUUCCGAGAGUCGCCCAUCUUUCUACUUUUCUGCCAUUGGGUCAAGCUCACGUUUGUCAGCUCACCUAUUUGAAUUUCCUCCCGGCCUCUUCACACCCGGAGACAUAGCGGGUAACUUCUGCUCGUUUUUUUCGAUACGCUAAUAGCUCUAUCCUCUCUGUUGGCUGCAUAGUUUUAGCAUUUAUUUGCAAUGCUACUGGUGUUGCGCAGGACUGUACACUGAUCAGUCUGUUUUUAUUUGUUAUACCAAAGUGGAGCUGGAAAGUCGGUUUGUCCGGCCUCAGUCCUGACCAACUGGGAAUGAGUAUUUGCAAGUUCCCAGUGUGCUCAUACCAGGGAGUCGUAUUUUACAACUCCCUGCCUCAUACUUGAUCUACGAGAGCCAAUCAAUGCUCGA
Sycon ciliatum is the source of this 3778-nucleotide messenger RNA. Its product is annotated as lamin-C-like. Gene Ontology annotation, cellular component: nuclear envelope; nuclear lamina. The coding region runs from base 182 to 2806 and encodes 874 amino acids. Gene Ontology annotation, biological process: nuclear migration; protein localization to nuclear envelope; nuclear envelope organization. The record is from RefSeq and is a predicted model, not a curated record. The transcript is spliced from 11 exons. Gene Ontology annotation, molecular function: structural constituent of cytoskeleton. NCBI's taxonomy places the organism in Eukaryota, Metazoa, Porifera, Calcarea, Leucosolenida, Sycettidae.